Messenger RNA from Trematomus bernacchii (emerald rockcod), 6226 nucleotides. RefSeq names its product CAP-GLY domain containing linker protein 3 (gene clip3). Gene Ontology annotation, molecular function: microtubule plus-end binding. Gene Ontology annotation, cellular component: microtubule plus-end; nucleus; cytoplasm. Gene Ontology annotation, biological process: cytoplasmic microtubule organization. Lineage: Eukaryota; Metazoa; Chordata; Actinopteri; Perciformes; Nototheniidae. The transcript has 15 exons. Bases 92 to 2005 code for a protein of 637 amino acids. The record is from RefSeq and is a predicted model, not a curated record.
GGGAGAGAGAGCAUCAGUGUUAUUCUGCAUCACAGAGAGAGAGAGAGAGGCUCAUCACACACCACAACCAGCGGCUUGUUUUCAGGCCAUCAUGACUAAAGAGGAGAAUCUGGAGGUGCAGGAAAAGGAGAGGCACGACCGCGAAGAGCAGGAGGAAGGAAAGGUCAACAAAGAGGAAGAGGAGGAGGCGCUGACCGAGGAGGAGGAAGAGGAGGAAGAGGAGUAUGAGCUAGGAGAGCAGAGGGAGCUGGAGGAGAGGGCUGGGGUGGAUGAAGAGGAGGAGGAAGAGCCAGAGGAGAGAGAGGAGGAGAGAGAGGAGGAGGUUCCAGCUGGUGAUGAAGAGCGUGAAGUGGAGCCCGAGCCUCUGUCCGUGUCUCAGUUUCAGAGUCCGGUUCACGAGCCCCGCAGAAGACCCAUAGUGCAUCACUCCGCCCAGGCCCCGCUGCCCAAAGACUACAGCUUCACCUUCUUCGACCCGAACGACCCGGCCUGCCUGGAGAUCCUGAUGGAUCCUCAGACCUCCAUCCCUGAGCUGUUUGCCAUCGUGAGGCAGUGGGUUCCUCAAGUUCAGCACAAGAUCGACAUCAUCGGGAACGAGAUCCUGAAACGCGGUUGCCAUGUGAACGACCGAGACGGUUUGACGGACAUGACGCUGCUGCACUACAGCUGCAAGGCCGGGGCGCAUGGAGUCGGUGACCCCGCCGCAGCGCUGCGUCUCAGUGCUCAGCUGAUCUCUCUCGGUGCUGAUGUGAGUCUGAGGAGUCGUUGGACGAACAUGAACGCUCUGCACUACGCUGCGUACUUUGAUGUUCCAGAACUGAUCCGAGUGCUGCUGAAGGCCAGCAAGCCCAGAGUGCUGAACUCCACCUGUAACGACUUCCACUACGGCACGGCUCUGCACAUCGCCGCCUCCAACCUCUGCCUGGGAGCCGUGAAGUGUCUCCUGGAGCACGGAGCCAACCCCGUCCUCAGGAAUGAUAAGGGCCAGGUUCCCGGAGACGUGGUCCCCGACCCGGUGGACAUGAGUCUGGAUAAGGCCGAGGCGGCGAUGGUGGCUAAAGAUCUGAAGCAGAUCCUAUUGGACGCCGUGCCGCUGAGCUGCAACCUGCCCCGAGCCACGCUGCUCAACUACGACAACAUCCCCGGGAACCUGAUGCUCACCUCGCUGGGCCUGAAGCUGGGCGAGAGGGUGCUGCUGGAAGACAUGAAGCUCCAGAGAGACCUGAGCAGAGACGACAGCCCGGCGAAAAACCUCCGACAGGCCGGCACUCUGAGGUUCUGCGGCACCACAGAGUUCGCCAGCGGUCAGUGGGUCGGCGUGGAGCUGGACGAGCCGGAGGGGAAGAACGACGGCAGCGUAGGGGGCGUCAGAUACUUCAUCUGCCCUCCAAAACUAGGGAUUUUUGCCCCGGUGUCGAAGAUUUCCAAAGCCGUGGAUCCGGCCCCGUCCUCGGUCACCUCGACGCCCCGGACCCCCCGCAUGGACCUGACCUCCCGUCUGACCGGGAAGAUCAAGAAGGAGAAAGGGAAGAAGGACAAAGAGAGGCAGAAAGCCCAGAAGAAGAAGGCGUCGCUGGCCAGUCUGGACCCGGACGCUCUGAACGUGGAGGUGGGGGAUCAGGUUCUUGUUGCCGGGCAGAAACACGGCAUCGUUCGUUACUACGGGAAAACAGACUUCGCUCCAGGUUAUUGGUUCGGUGUCGAGUUGGAUCAGGCGACAGGAAAACACGACGGCUCGGUUUUUGGAGUCCGGUACUUCAGCUGCCUGCCGAAAUACGGAGUGUUUGCUCCACCAUCCCGCGUCCAGAGAAUCGGAGGUCCCAAAGAAGGCUCACAGAAUGAAAAGUCCACGGUGAAGAAAGUCCACCAAGUCACCAUGUCGCAGCCGAAGCGUAACUUCAACACGAUGCGAAAUCCUAAAGAUCUGACCUCCGAGAACUCAAUAUCCAGGUUGCUGUUCUGCUGUUGGUUUCCGUGGAUGCUUCGCACUGAGAUGCAGUCCUAACAACUUCCUCCGAUCGAUCUCUCUCCAUCUUCUUUGUGCUCUCCUCACUGUCAGUCCUCGUAGUGAAACCCUCUUUUCUCUCAGCCCUCUAAUUUAGCCGUUCUAUAGCAAAUCUAUAGUGCCUUGUAUCUGAUCAAAAUGUCCUUUGUUUCCCUCAAAGAAACUGAGCUAAAGCAACCCUAAAAUAUUCUCUUUACACACCUUUUCAUCCAGACUCAUGUCAUCGUUGUGUCUUUAUUUAAACACCAGUUUGCUCCAUUUGGGUCUCUCGCUUAAAAUUAGAAACCAAUGCAGAUGUGUUAACUUGUAGUUUUCUCAGCUUACAAAUAUAUGCAUUAAAGGUGGGGUAGGUAAUUCACUUCAGAAACACUUGUUGUUAUAUUCCAUGGAAUGCUCUUAACAUCCCGAUAGCAAUGAAUACAUUAAAUGCUUUGACAAUAAAUACAUAAAAACAUUUCAUCUGUGGAAGCCGUAGUACUGUAAAAAGCACGACCAAUCAUCUGAGCCGGCCCGGCUAAAGUAACUGGAUGGCCUACCUGCCUGUCAGCCUUCCAUCGGGGCACAAACUUAUCUCGUGCCCUCAUUGGUCAUGUGCGCGUUCGUGUGUGUUGGAGGGGCUCUGUAAGGAAGUCUGAAGGAAGGGGCAGAUUGUUUUCGGCUGCGUAUUUUCAAAUUCUAGCGCACUCCAGCUGGUUUCUCCAUUCUUACCUACCCUACCUUUAAUGUGUAUGCCAAACCAAAAGCCUGAAGAAGCUCGUUAGACACACAUUCAAUUAGCCAACUGAAAUUGUUUUCAGUGGUUAUCUUUAAGACAAUUUCCAAACAGUUUGAAAUGACUUCUGCCUUCGCUGCUGCUUCCUCACCUGAGACUUAGAACUCAAUCCUAAAAACGUAAUAAGUGUGUGUGAAGUGACUCUCCUCACCUGCAUGCUUUAGUCUCAGAUGUCAAACUGAAAACAGGGUUAAUCAAUUGCUGAAUUUAUCGUAGUGUUACAGUCAGUUAUUUUUGAUUUGUAUUUUUUCUUUUCUUCAUUAUUGAGCAGUUGUUCUUGGUCUCUAUAAACACGCUGCUCUGUAAUUAUCGUGGAUGCAGACAUGUUGUUCUCAGCAAGUCAAAUUUGAUGUAUCGUUCACGACAAAUUGGAAAAAACAUCGUACUGUUUCCAGAAAGCAUUUAGCUAAUUCAGUUGAAGUACUGUUGGCCUGUAAUUAUAAAUCAGUGUGUUGUGCAAUAGAAAUUAGUCAAUAGUUAGAGUUCAAAUCUUAAGACGAGCUGCAAUCAUAUUUUGUCGUUAACCAAAAGUGCUAACAAACCCAAACUUUCUUUGAUGCAAAUUUAAAAUCAAAAGUGUUUUUCGCCCCGCUACAUGUGAUAUUUAUGUUUUUGUGCCGGUGCCAUCACUCUAGCGUGUACAAAAUAAGCUUCUUUAAAAACACCUGUAUGGAGUUUAGUAUUUAUUUAGUGUCCUUUCAUCUCAUCCAUGUUGGGGUUUCAUUUCUAGAAAUCUGAACCCUCGAUAAACUCUCUUCACGACAUUUGAAAAAGUUUCCUCUCUGCUUCUAUCCCUCUUUUCUCCUCCCUCUGUCCUCAUUUAUAAAAAAAGACUUUGCUUCCUUUUGUGAACGUGAGCAUCUGUGCAAAAAGUGAAAAACACAAGUUAAUCUCAGUGUAUGUGCAUAACUGAAAACAGCAAUAUGUAAACAGUGUCUCUGUGGAAAUGUGUUGAUGUUAAUCUCUACACUCUGUAAGCACACAAAUACACGGAGAUAAUAAAUAAAAAACACGCUCACAUGCUCUGAUUGCCAGGACUGCAAAUAACAAAUGUUUUCACGCUGUUAAAAAAUAACCUAAAGAUUGUUUUUUUGCACAUUCAGACUUUUUUUGUUUCACUGUUUCUUGUAAUGAAAUACAGUUAACUUUAACACAAAACAAAUAAAGCUAAAAGUGGACAUCCAAAGCCAAAUCUAAACCUAUAAAUGAAGAACAUCUAUUGCAUCGUACAGGCAAUAUCCUGCGUUCACAUUAUUCAUAUAUUUCUGCAUUCUUCUAAAGUUUAUUGGGAAAACUAAAUUGAAUGAUAACCAAAAAUAUCAACAUUUUCCACAUUUGAAGUCAGAUUUAUUCUCCACUGUUUUCCAUUUUUCUGAAACCGUCCUUAAAGUGUUUGAAAGAUCGUUAAAGUCACUCUAUACGCAGACGACUCAACGCUUUACCGUCCCAAAUUCAUCUCCUUUCCCCAAUCCGAACCUGAACAAAAGAGCCUGAGGAACUAAAUAAUAAUAACACCACGUUUUAGUGUUUUUCUAAUCUCACGGUAAGGGAGGUGUUUUGCUGAAGCUGCAGGUGAACAUUAUAGACGUCAGUGGACACAGUGAUGGUUGUCUUUGUACAGUAAACGUACCGUAAAGUCAAUUUGUCUCCGUGCAGAACGUAGUGUUCUUACUGCUGUGUAAACGGCCACUAAGUGUCACUAUCAAGACACACAUGUCACACAACCUUUCCUCAUUAUUACACAAAGGGGAUGUCACAAAAACCAAUACUUAGUGGAUGCAAAUAUUACUGUGUCGUUAGACUUUCUGAUAAUUCAUUUUACAGACAAGGUUGUUAAAUUAGCCUGGCUCUUGUUCAUUUGUUUUUAGGAUAAGGCGUGUCCAAUUGCAUUUAAUACUAUAACAAGCUUUUUGGCAUCCCUUCAUUUCAUCGAAAGUAAACAUGUUUUUCGCUGAUAAUGCUACAUUGUGAACGACGCAUCUGCUAUCUGCUGGUUAACAUUAGCAGUUAGCUGUAAACAGUAAGCUGUAAGCAGUUAGCUGUUAGCUGUAAACAGUAAGCUGUAAGCAGGUAGCUGUUAACAGUAAGCUGUAAGCAGUUAGUUUUUAGCUGUUACCUGUAAACAGUAAGCUGUAAGCAGGUAGCUAUUAGCUUUUAGCUGUUAGCUGUUAGCUGUAAGCAGUUAGCUGUUAGUUGUUAGCUUUUAACUGUUCACAGUAAGCUGUAAGCAGUUAGCUAUUAGCUGUUAGCUGUAAGCUGUUAACCGUAAGCUUUAAUCAGUUAGCUGUUAGCUGUAAGCUAUUAACAGUAAGCUGUUAACAGUAAGCUGUAAUCAGUUAGCUUUUAGCUGUUAGCUGUAAACAGUAAGCUGUAAGCAGUUAGCUUUUAGCUAUUAGCUUUUAGCUGUUAGCUGUCAGCAGUUAGCAGUUAGCAUCUGGUGAACAGAGGUCCCAUAGCGUUACUUUAUGAUGCAUUCUUGAAUAUUGGGUGAAUAUAAAUCAUAACUUUAUUAUGAUAUGUUCCAAUGUCAACUUGUAAAACGUAAUUUGAAUUACACUUUUACAUUUACGUUACAUUUGAACGGUUUUCUCGGUUUUCUCAGCAAUUUACAAAGAUUUAAAGGAAAUUAUGACUUUCUAAACAAAAAAAACAUCUUCAAAUUGUUUUGUUUUUUACCGUGGCAUCGAGGAUCGUGAAAUCUGCUGGUAUUGGUGUCGACUGCUAAAUUGAUGGUAUUGUGACAUCCCUUAUUAGCCUACAUAUUGUCUAUUUCAUUUUCUACAUUUAAAGGACUUCCACGGAGCUCUUAAACUACAAAUGCAGUUCCUAUUUUCUGUUUCUAAAUUCUUCCUCAAGUUUUUUUUCCAGGCUUACUCAACAUCAAAUCUUGCUUCUAUCAAAUUAAAGUCACAUUUAUAUUUGUCUCACCUCCAUCUGGUGGCGUAUACCAUUGCGUAUACGUGAAACAAGGUAUUUGUAAUUUUAGUUAACAUCCAGAAAUGCCGGUUUUGUCCUCUUAAUUCCUCUAUAAUUGAUCGGUAUGUGUCUGAGAAUAAAACGUUAAAGUCUCAUAGAAACUAACUCAGCCCUGGUUCUUUUAACAUCAAUAAGAGUAUACAGUAUAUAGCAUAUAUUUUGAUAACUUCACUAAGUGUACUUUUUGGUUCUCUGGUUUUGUAGUGUGUGUGUUUUACUUUGUGCUCAGUCCAUGUGUGUGAAUACCUCCUGUUUUAAAAGUGUGUGAGGCUGACGGACGUUAGGGGGAAACAGGAGAGAAGGAGCAUCGGACAGAAUCCUAAUCUAACAGAAACUCACUGCAUGAAACUCUCUCUCAGUAUUCUCUCUUUUGUGUUUUUCAAUAUGUGUAUCUUCUUCUCAUCAGCAUGGAAAAUGCUUGAUAAUAAUGACAACUCUAUGAAUAUAAUAAAGAAUUUGGUGUUGUUUUUCUA